GCUCACUCCGUAACCAGCAGCGAUGCAUCACUCCUUGUUCCCCAUGUGCGUCCUGGGACUUCUUGCCCUUUCCUCUGCCUGCUACAUCCAGAACUGCCCCCGAGGAGGGAAGCGAGCGCUGCCGGAUACUGGGAUCAGACAGUGCAUGUCCUGUGGCCCCGGAGACAGGGGCCGCUGCUUCGGCCCCAGUAUCUGCUGUGGGGAGGGUCUCGGCUGCCUGCUGGGCUCCCCAGAAACAGCUCACUGUGUGGAGGAGAACUACCUGCUGACUCCCUGCCAGGCAGGAGGACGACCCUGCGGAUCUGAGGGAGGACGCUGCGCUGCUUCAGGACUCUGCUGCAACUCUGAGGGCUGUGUGGUGGACUCUGACUGCCUAGGGGAGACAGAGAACACAGAUCCAGCUCAUGGCUCUGCCAGGAGUUCACCAACAGACCUGCUGCUGCGUCUGCUGCAUGUGGCCACCAGAGGACAGAAUGAGUACUGAUACUGUAUUCGUGGACAUCGCCCUGCUCCUCCAGGCCUGGAGCUGUAACAGAAAUGAAGACCAUCCUCGUUCCAUCAUAAACCUCAAGAUCUGAACUCUGAAACAAAAGCCAAGUCAAACUUUGUCUCUGAACCACUGUGGCUGUGCUGUUCUGUUUCUGUUUGAACUAUCUUCAACUUGUUUUUGAUUAGCUACUUAUAUACAAAUCCUGGAGGAGAAGAAUCAUAACAAUGGGCUUGAAAUUAGUAGAUUUCAUGUUUGCUCCCACUUCUAAAACUGUAUAUACUAAUGCACAUACUGUAAACAAAGUUUAUUGUCUAUAAGGACAAACCUCAGAGCUCCAAUUCAAAUAGUUUCUAAAAGUUCUAUCUGAAAACACUGUAAAUAAGUCAAACAUUGAAGAUUGAGGUUGGUGUAGAGACUCGUGUAGAACAGCUGAAUGCUUGAGCAGUCACUUCUUGUGUAGUAGAAAUAUUGUAUAUUGAAAAUAAGAGAAACAAUACAGAAUGUAUCACUGCCAAAGGC
Amphiprion ocellaris (clown anemonefish) is the source of this 1009-nucleotide messenger RNA. RefSeq names its product arginine vasopressin (gene avp). Gene Ontology annotation, molecular function: neurohypophyseal hormone activity. NCBI's taxonomy places the organism in Eukaryota, Metazoa, Chordata, Actinopteri, Pomacentridae. Bases 23 to 484 code for a protein of 153 amino acids. Gene Ontology annotation, cellular component: extracellular region; secretory granule. The transcript is spliced from 3 exons. The record is from RefSeq and is a predicted model, not a curated record.